This is a messenger RNA of Limanda limanda (common dab), 3569 nucleotides long. It is a transcript of the gene dync2i1, whose product is annotated as dynein 2 intermediate chain 1. The transcript is spliced from 22 exons. The record is from RefSeq and is a predicted model, not a curated record. The coding region runs from base 69 to 3260 and encodes 1063 amino acids. Lineage: Eukaryota; Metazoa; Chordata; Actinopteri; Pleuronectiformes; Pleuronectidae. Gene Ontology annotation, molecular function: dynein light chain binding; dynein heavy chain binding. Gene Ontology annotation, biological process: intraciliary transport. Gene Ontology annotation, cellular component: cytoplasmic dynein complex.
CUACAAACAGACGAGCUAGUUUCACGGUGGUUUUAAAAGCUCCAGCAAUAAAAACCCCGGAUGAGAACAUGCACAGUGACAAGAAACUGACCAAAGAAGACACAUGGAGACCAGAGGACCUGAGAAGAUAUGUCAGGGAGGAGAAGGGACAAGGCGAUGGACGAGUCAGGAGGCGAGAGGACAGCGAGAGGAAGCAGCGUGCUGGGGAAUCCACAGAGAGACGCCACAGAGACCCAGAGAAGGAGUCCAGACGAGAGAGGGACAAACACAGGGAGAGGGAGAGGGGAGAGGGAGACAGAAAAGACACACAUGUUGAGCAAAGGAAAGAGGGCUCACGAGACAGGAGAGGGGAUAAGGAAAGGGACAGAAGAGAUGAGAGGGACAAAGAGAAGGAGAGAACGAAGGAAAGAGACAGACUGGCGGAUGGGAAAAGGCAGAGUGAGGAUUAUGGAGGGAAUAAGGACAGGAAGACGGAUAAAGAGGACAAGCAGGAUCGGGAGAGGGACCAGGAAAGGCAUAGAAACAAGGAGAAAGACAGGGUGAGGGAUGGAGAGAGACGGAACAGGGAGGACGGGGACAAAGGGAGGGAGGAGAGGGAAAAGGAAAGGAGGAGGGAGGAACGAGACAGAGAGCACAGGGCUGACAGAGAGAGGAGGAGACAAGAGGAAAGCGGAGACGCAGGAAGAGAGCGGGUAGAAAAGAACGACAGGGAAAAGAGAGAGCGACCCAAAGAUGAACGUGAGGAAAAAAGGACUGACAGAGAAAGGAGAGAAAGACAUGGAGACAGGAAGCCUUCAGAGCAGAAAGAGGAACGAGGCAAAGAGUACAAAGAAGAACCCAGGCGGCAUAAAGAGGAGAGGGAAAGAAGACACAAAGAAGGAGGACGUGAUGAUCCAAAGCGGAAGCACGAAAGUGAAUCCAGAGACGCGAAGAGGUCAGGUGAGGAGGAGAGACAUCGUCGUGGUGACAGAGAGCGAGGAGACGGGGACAAACAGAGAGAGAGGAGACACCGAGAGGAUAAAGAUCCAGAAAGAAAGCACAGAGACAGAACGCACAGAGAAGAAGAAGAGGACCCAGAGAGAAACGAAAGAGACAAGAAAUCAGUCUCUGACAAGAGUCCUAGGCUUGAGACUAAUGAGGUGAAAACAGAGGUUGUUGAUGAUGAAGAUUUGGUUGACCAGGAAUAUGAAGAGGAUUUUGAGGAUUAUGAGGAGGAUUUUGAGGAGAUGGAUCCGAGUGAAAAUGAAGGCGAGGAUGAGAAGGAGUCAGAGGAGCCUCCAACAGUGGGUGAAGAAAGAGAGGAAGUUACAGCACAGAAGAGAAAAGAGAUUGAAGCGAUUCAGAGAGCAAUGAAUGAAGAGAACGAGAGGGUUGGAACAGAUCAUUCCACACAGAGUACGAGUAGAGAGGAGGAAGACGGACCUAAAUUGUCUAGAGGACUUGAAAAGAACCAGAGUCGAGCUUCUCAACGCGGGAAGUUUAUCGACUUUGUGGCAGCAAAACAGCGAGAAGUCAGCAAGAAGGUUGCCACAAAACAGAAGAAACGCAGCACAGAGCUGCUCAAAUUAAUCGAUCUGGAUUUCUCAAUGACAGUUUCCCUUUUGGAUCUCCCUCCUGUAAAUGAAUACGACAUGUACAUUAGAACCUUUGGAACCGCAAAUACCAAACAGGCUUAUGUUCAGUGUAACGAGGAUAACGCAGAUCGAGACAUUCAGACAGAGGAGAUAGAAGUGAGUGAGAGGUGGACACAGCAUCCUCCAGAGCACAGUGGAGCCUGUGGAGAUUCAAACUUCUCUCAGGAAGCUCAAGGGAGAAACAUGUACGAAAUUAACUUUGAUUCUCAGCGUCUGUCAGCGUUUCUGCGCUCAGCCUCGCAGGUCCUGGUCGUCCUGUUGGAAGAGAAUCAAGCUGAGAGAAAAUCCCUGAGCAAGUUGAGGACUCAAAAAGACACACUGUCGUUCAGCGAUGGAAGUUUACAGCUCAACACCAAGUUGCCUUUUCUUUACGGUCGCCACAUCAGCCUGGUGCACUUCUCUCAGGUCCAGAGGCACACCAUGAUGUCCGUCCACGCACCGACAACCGAACCCAGUGCUGUGCGCCUCGACAGCUGCACCCUCAUCUGCAUCUGGAACAUCUGGGAACCGUCCAGGCCUCAGAAGAUCCUUGUCUACGAAUCUGAGGUGCAGUGUUGCUGUUUCAGCCCUGGAAAGGCCACAUUGGUGUUUGCAGGCACAUCAGUUGGCUCUGUGGUGCUGUGGGACCUGAGGGAGCAGACCAGUAACCACUACUGCCUGAAGAUAGGGGAGGAGGAGUGGACCUUCAGACAGCCUACCUUCUCCACUAGCGCAGUGAUGGCCGCCUCGGCCCAUUUAUCGUCUGUGUCGUCCGUAGAAGUUGUUCCUUCCACCGCAGCAGGGGGCCUGAGGCCGGAGGUCCCCCUGCUGGCAUCUGAGGAAGAGUCUUCAGGACUGUCUUUCCAGUUGGCGUCUCUGGAUGAAAGCGGGGUUUUGAAUUUCUGGGUGGUGGUGGAGCUCCCAAAACCCAACGAGGCCGGCUCUCCAACAGAUCUAGGGCUCAGGCCUGGGGGCAAAGUGAAGUUGCUUCACAGCUCCUCCCUGCUCACUGCUGAGAGGGUUUCACCGAGAAACGCAGUGAAAACUGGCCCGUUGCAGACUCUUCAUCUAAAGUUUCUCCCAUCUGACUCCAAUCAUUUCUUUAUUGGCACCAAUAUGGGUCUGGUCAAUCACGGAACGAGUCACAGUGUGAAGGCUACUCCAAAGUUCUACAGGUUUCAGGAGGCUGGAGUCCGACCGGUUGAUGUCAACUCAAUCCACUUUUCUCCCUUCAGGCAAAACAUGUUCUUGGUGGGUUGUGGGGACGGCAGCAUCCGGCUGCACACAGUCAGCCAGGAGCAGCCUGUGGCCGAGUGGAGGAGCAGUACCGGGGGGGAACCGGUGGUCUCGCUGCAGUGGGCCCACACCAGGCCGGCGGUCUUCUGUGUCCUCGAUGCAGCUUCUCACCUCCAUGUGUGGGACCUGCUGAAAAGCGACACAGAGCCUGUGCUCACAGAGAGGAUUUCUGCCGACAGGGUGACAGCCAUGGCCGUGUUCGGAGACUCAGGAAAACAAAACACAUAUUCAGGAAUAGCCCUGGUGCACGAAUCAGGGAAAAUCGAAAUGCAGUAUUUCACAAGAGAUUUCACUGUGACUGUCCCUGCAGAGGAAGAGAAGCUGGAGACGAUGAUGACCGAAGCCUUCUGAAGCAGCUGAAGUGGCUGAAUUUAGAUGAUAACUACUUUUUCAAGAUCCUGAAGAGCAUAAAGAUCAAGUUAUGAGUCUAUUUUUGUCACUGUCACUUUUCAUAGCACAUGUCACGAUUCAAUAUGUGUGUUUGUAUUUUCCUAGAAACCAAUGUCACAAGGCUUCAAAUUUGUACAUAAACAGCAAUGAGAGGAAUGUGGCUAAAUACCAAAGAUCCUCUUCAAUUAAUAUCCUCCAUAAAAACCCUGAUAGUAAAUAUAUAAUGUAGAUGUUUGUUGAUGUAUAUAUUUAUAUUUUCUAACUUAAAUU